AUGGGCGAUUCUGAUAUCGAUAUCAAAAGCAUUUCAAACACGCCGGCUCCUGGCAUCAGCUAUUUCACCCCGUAUCAGAAUCCCCCGGCAGGCCAGGCGGCGAACCCUCAGAGUAAUGGCUCGGCCCCGCCAAAGCUCUUCCAGCCUCUAAAGAUAAGAGGACUGACUCUUCAUAAUCGCAUCGGACUUGCGCCUCUCUGUCAAUAUUCAUCGCCAGAUGGCCAUCUUACCGACUGGCACAUGGCUCACCUUGGCAGUAUUGCGAUCCACGGGGCUGGCUUUGUGAUGGUAGAGGCCACAUCUGUCCUCCCAGAAGGGCGGAUCACCCCUGAAGACUCUGGGCUAUGGAAAGACUCUCAGAUCGAGCCUCUAAGGCGGGUCGUCGAGUUUGUUCAUAGCCAGAGCCAGGUUAUUGGCAUCCAACUUGGCCAUGCUGGCCGCAAAGCCAGCACGUUUGCUCCAUGGCUGUCGUCUGGCGACCUUGCCCGCGAGAAUGUGGGUGGCUGGCCAGAUAAUAUUAAAGGCCCAAGUGAUAUCCCUUGGGGUCCGCGACUAGGGAAGCCGAAGGCCAUGACAAAGGCAGAUAUUGAAGAAUUCAAGGAGGCCUUUGGUGCAUCCGUGCGUCGUGCUGUGACUGCCGGUGUCGACUUUAUUGAAAUCCACAAUGCCCACGGAUAUCUACUGUCGUCGUUCUUGUCCCCGACCUCAAAUAACCGAACUGAUGAGUACGGUGGUUCGUUUGAGAACCGAAUGCGCCUCACCAACGAGAUCGUCGAUAUCUGUCGCAAAAAUAUGCCUGAAGACAUGCCUCUGUUUCUCCGUGUCUCAUCUACCGAGUGGCUCGAAGAGUCCCGGCCUGACUUACCCAGCUGGACGGUGGAGGACACAGUUCGCUUUGCCGAGGUACUGGCUGAAGGCGGCAAGGUUGACUUCAUCGACAUCAGCUCUGGCGGCAAUCACCCAGACCAAAAAGUGAGGGGCGCACUACCUGGCGUGCCUUAUCAUGCUCCGAUGGCAAAGGCCGUCAAGAAAGCUGUUGGUGAUCGGAUGCUCGUUGGCGUUGUCGGAAACAUCACCACCGGCACAACCGCUAACCGACUAUUAGAGGAGGACGGCCUGGAUUACGCUCUCGUUGGUCGCUGGUUCCAAAAGCAUCCUUCACUUGUAUGGUCUUUUGCCGAAGAGCUGGGGGUUGACCAUAAAGUUGCCAACCAAAUGUCAUGGCCCUUUGGAGGAAGAGGAUCUACUACAUAUUUGAAAGCUGCACAGAAGAAUUAG
Molecule: messenger RNA, 1278 nt
Organism: Trichophyton benhamiae CBS 112371
Lineage: Eukaryota; Fungi; Ascomycota; Eurotiomycetes; Onygenales; Arthrodermataceae
Product: NADH-dependent flavin oxidoreductase, putative
Exons: 2
Coding region: 1-1278 (425 amino acids)
Cellular component (GO): intracellular anatomical structure
Molecular function (GO): FMN binding; NADPH dehydrogenase activity; NADP binding
Source: RefSeq, a predicted model, not a curated record